UGAUGGGGCAAACAUAGAGCAGACAUAAGUGUGUGGAGAAGGACUUAGAGGGUCAGCUGAAGAGAUUUCAUAAUCUUCUGCUGGUUAUCAUCUGCCUCUGGCAGAAGGUCUCCCUGACUUACAAAAGGCCGCAGGGUUUGCAUGCCACUCACUAGCUGAUGAAAUGGGACCCUCCACGGCCAUUCUGCUUGUCUGGCUGCAUCUGCUUGUCUCUGCUUAUGGGAACAAAGAUGAAAGUUUUGCCAAACCAUACAUCCUGAGCUUAGUCGAGGAGGCCAGGAGUAUUGUCGAUGAAGCAUAUAAGUUCUCCAGAGAACAGAGCCUGAACCGUGUUCGGAGUACGGCUAGUCUUGCAGACAUCUGGCUCCUCAUGAAGCAGCCUGUAGGGGGCACACGUUCUGCUGUGCGUGCUGCAGAGUAUAUGGACAUGACAUUACAGCUGCUAAGGGAGAAGGCCAGCCAUGAUCACAAGAAUUUCCUGAAUGCCACAGAUCUGCUUACUGCUGAAGACCUGGAUACCAUCGGCAAGCUCACAGGAUGUUGGGCCUUCCAAAGUGCUGCUCCAUGUAAUAAAACCAUAUUAAUGAGCAAGUUCCGUACCAUCACGGGGAUCUGCAACAACGUGAGAGACACGCGUCUGGGAUCCUCAAACAUGCCGUUUACACGCUGGCUGCCACCUCAGUACCAGGAUGGAAAAUCAUUGCCCAAAGGCUGGGACCCUAAACUGAAAGUCAAUGGCUUCCUUCUCCCCAUGGUGAGGGAGGUCUCUAAUCGUAUCCUGCACACAGACAACAAGGAUGUGAAGCAAGAUAACGUCUACUCCCAUCUUGUGACCAUCUUUGGCCAAUGGUUGGACCAUGAUUUGAUCCUGACGCCCUCCUCUCCCAGCAUCCGCUCAUUUAGCAAUGGAGUCAACUGUGAAAAUACCUGCGCUUUUACUAAUCCCUGCUUCCCCAUUAUGAUACCUCCAAAUGAUGUCCGCUUCAAGAAUAACACCAAUGUGAAGUGCCUCCCCUUCAUCCGCUCUGCACCAGCGUGUGGGAGUGGGGAAGCGGGGGCCUGGUUUGGCGCAGCUAAUGUGCGGCAGCAGAUAAAUGCAGUGACGUGCUUCAUGGACGCCAAUCAGGUUUACGGGUCCGAGGAUAUUCUGGCACGCAAUCUGCGCAACCUGCACUGUGACACUGGCCUGAUGAAGGUCAACAGCAUUUACCGUGAUAACGGCAGGGAUUUGCUGCCUUUCUCUAAUCUGCAAACCUGCAACACACGAGGGAAAAUUACUGGGAAUAACAGUCUGCAAGAGGUGCCCUGCUUCUUGGCAGGUGACGUCCGUGUGAAUGAGAAUAUCGGCCUGACGUCCCUGCACACGCUAAUGCUGCGAGAGCACAACCGGCUGGCGCUGGCCCUGCACCAGCUCAAUCCCAAAUGGAGCAGCGAGAGGAUCUAUCAGGAGGCUCGCAAAAUCCUGGGAGCAUUCCAACAGGUCAUAGCUUAUAGGGACUACCUGCCACACAUCAUUGGAACGAAAAAUGCCCAGAAGCUCCGCCUAUACCAAGGUUACAAUGACAGGGUGGACCCCAGCAUUUCCAACGUUUUUGCUACAGCAGCCUUCCGUUUUGCCCAUCUGGCCAUCCAGCCUUUCAUCUUCCGGCUGGAUGAGAACUACAAUGAACACCCACAGUUUAAGUCUGUGCUGCUUCACAAAGUCUUUACCACCCCCUGGAGGGUGGUCUUUGAAGGAGGCAUUGACCCGGUGCUGCGAGGCCUGAUUGGGCGCCCGGCCCAGCUGAAUGUACAGGGGCACAUGAUGAACGACGAGCUCCGUGAGAAGCUCUUCCAGUUCACCUCGCAAGUAGCGCUGGACCUGGCCGCACUGGACAUGCAGCGCAGCCGCGACCACGGGCUGCCCGGCUACAACGCAUGGCGCCGGUUCUGCAAGCUGUCCGUACCCAGAACGGUGGAGCAGCUGGCCGCCGUGCUCCAGAACAAAACAAUGGCCCAGAACCUGCUCAAGCUAUACGGCACGGCAGACAAUAUCGACGUGUGGCUGGGGGGCGUGGCUGAGCCCUUUGUCCCCGGGGGCCGCGUGGGCCCCCUCUUCUCCUGCCUCAUCAUGCGGCAGUUCAGCCAGAUCCGCAAGAGUGACCGUUUCUGGUGGCAGAAAAAAGGAGUCUUUACCAAACAGCAGGUUAAGUCCUUGUCCAAGGUCUCCAUGGCACGCAUCAUCUGUGACAACACGGGCAUCACCAGUGUUCCCAAAAACCCCUUCCUACUGUCUGCCAGUGGGGUCAAACUUACCAAAUGCCAGGACAUCCCCACUGUCGACCUCAAGCCCUGGAAGGAGAACAAAAAAGAGGAUCAAGACUCUGAAGAAGAACUGCCGACCAACACCACCAAGGCAUUUGAUUUCUCUGUGCGGCUCGGCAUGGUCCGUCCCGGCUCGGACGCUCAGGUGAUCGUCUUCCGGGAGCCCACAGACGGCAGAUCGCAGCCAUACAACACCCAGACGGGGACCUUCACCUGCCAGGUGCCUGGCCUGUACCAGUUCCACUUCAACUGCAUUCUGCUUGACAGCGAGAAGGACGUUAGACUCAUGCGGAACACGGAGUCGGAGGCCACAUCCGUCAUUGCCCGGCAGGACAGCUAUCUUACGGCCUCCGGGGGCGCUGUGCUUCUGCUGAAAAGGGGGGACAAGGUGUGGCUGCAGGGCAGCAGGGGAGGUAUGGGCCUGGCAGUUGACAGUCUCUUCACGGGCCGCCUGCUCUUUACUGUCUGAUGGUACAAACAUACCGGCAUUUGCCGCCAUUUGCUCCAGUACCCUGCUAUAAUUGCAUACUUAGCUAUAAAAUGCAUAAAUUAAAAGGACCGCAUAAAAGGCAUACUGCAUUUUUGGAGGACAGCUAGCAAAAUUGAAAGAGAGAAUUUACCGCUAACAAUCCAUAAAUAUGGAAAAAUCGGUAUAUGUAUAAAGAUUCCUAAAUAACAAAAUAAAAGUCAUAUCAGCAAGAAUUUAUGGCAACUUGGUCAUUACAAACAUGUAGGCAUUUUAACAUCUAAAAAUAAUAAUGCUAAAACAUCUAAAAAUAAUAAUAAAGCAAAACACCCCGAUCAGCAAAACACUGAGGUUUUGCGAAGCACAAAUAAAGCAGCAUCGGGUUGCCAAAUUUCUUCAUUAGCAGUUUGGAUUUAAUACCGUGUCUCAUAAACAAGCAUUGAUUCGAUUUUAUUUUGGGUGGAAUUUGCAAAGAUGGAGUUAUAACUACCAGACAUAUAAAACUGCAAGAGUUCAAUAGCCCUAUAUUUUCACCAUGUGUUUGUGAAAAUGCAGAUUCGCUUGAACCUCAUUAUAUACCCUGCAGGCUCCACUUUUUGGGCUUUUAGGUUUGGCAUAAAGUUUUAGCAUGAUUAUGUUUUAUAUGCGGGAUAAAGAUAUCUUUACAGAUCAGUUUACUUAGAUCCAGACUUCUAUGAAGCCCUGCACUGGCUGACGUCCCACCACUAUGUCGCUCAGUCCUUGCAGUUACACCCUGAUACUGUUCUCAAAGGGGCUGUAUUUUUUAUUUUAUAAUAUAAGAAUUCGUAUUGCUUGUUGCUUAUUUUGCAUAUAUUACGUAAAGCAAUAAAGAGGAAAACCUCCCA
This is a messenger RNA of Brienomyrus brachyistius, 3636 nucleotides long. It is a transcript of the gene mpx, whose product is annotated as myeloid-specific peroxidase. The record is from RefSeq and is a predicted model, not a curated record. NCBI's taxonomy places the organism in Eukaryota, Metazoa, Chordata, Actinopteri, Osteoglossiformes, Mormyridae. The transcript is spliced from 15 exons. The coding region runs from base 164 to 2773 and encodes 869 amino acids. Gene Ontology annotation, biological process: response to oxidative stress. Gene Ontology annotation, molecular function: peroxidase activity; heme binding; protein binding.